UAUCACUUUACCUACCUCCGCAGCAUCGAAUCUGACCGGCAAUACCCAAGUUUCUAACUCCCUUGCUAUCCGUACUGCCCAUCAUGGCGGUGCAAGGGCUAGAGCAGACCAUCCUUCGGGAUCCGGCUCUUUUUUACUGGAUUAUGUUUCCGAUCACGGUUGUGAUGAUUCUUACAGGCAUCCUCCGACACUAUGCGACUGUCCUGAUGCAUUCGCCGCCUAAGCCUGCGUCCACCCUGGCCGAGUCCCGAGAGCGCCUCUCUCUGAUCCGUGGUGUCAAUUUGCGCAACCACGCCUGCGCCGUGUUAGACAAGGAGUCGUUCGAGCAGCGCAAGAGCUAUAUGGUUGCUGCUUACCAAAGCGGCGCGUUCUUGAAGGAUCCUGCCAACCGUGGCCAACCCCCGGCGAACCCCAUGACGGACCCCGCGGGCAUGGAAGCAAUGAUGGGCAUGAUGAAAGGGAACAUGAUGAUGAUGAUUCCACAGACCCUGAUUAUGAGCUGGAUCAAUGCAUUCUUCUCUGGAUUCGUGAUCCUUAAAUUGCCCUUCCCUCUUACUAUUCGCUUCAAGUCGAUGCUUCAGUCCGGCGUCUUGACUCGCGAUCUUGAUGUCAGAUGGGUGUCGAGUUUGUCGUGGUAUUUCUUGAACUUGUUUGGCCUCCAAUCUGUUUUUGGCUUCAUCCUGGGAAGUGAUAAUGCUGCCAGCCAAAUGGCUCAACAGAUGGGCGCAAUGAACCCCGCAGCCGGUGUCAAUCCCUUUCAACCUGGCCAGGAUCCGGAUAAGCUUUACCGAAGUGAAGCCGAGAACCUUGAGGUCAUGGAACACUUUUGUAUCCUCGAUGGCAUCGAGGAAAGAAUUCUGCACAAUAUUGCUUCAAAGGAGGGGUUCUGAGUAUUAUCUCUCUCAAGGAUUACCAUUUCUCAUAGUUACUUGGAAGUGUUGGAUUUUCCGCAUACCUCUAGAUUGGGGUUUAUAUCAAUCCAAGACACUUAUUUCAAUAGAAACUAUAUAAAUAUAUAAAGUGCAGAGGGCGCUAUCCUGUUCUGAUAGACAGCAUAUAAAAUAAAGAGAAUCAUCU
Penicilliopsis zonata CBS 506.65 is the source of this 1077-nucleotide messenger RNA. RefSeq lists its product as hypothetical. The coding region runs from base 84 to 890 and encodes 268 amino acids. The transcript is spliced from 5 exons. Gene Ontology annotation, cellular component: membrane; EMC complex. The record is from RefSeq and is a predicted model, not a curated record. NCBI's taxonomy places the organism in Eukaryota, Fungi, Ascomycota, Eurotiomycetes, Eurotiales, Aspergillaceae. Gene Ontology annotation, biological process: protein folding in endoplasmic reticulum.